GGCUGCUGACGUCACUACCAGGCCCGGAGCCGGAGCUGCGACGCCGCCGAGGAAGGCGCGAAAACCCCGCGAGCCGCCCCGAGAGGGAGAGCUCUCCCUCCGCCUCUUUCCCUUUCCCACCCCGUCACGCGAGAGCGGAGCGCGCGCAGAAACACCCUCGCUGAGGCGAAGAGCGCUGCGGAUUCCGACGUGCGAGUCCACACACUGGACGCCGCCCCGGGCCGAAGGGCAACACAGUCCGCGCUUCUUUCCCUCGGCAAAGGUGGUCGCCGCCUUUUUCAGCCCUUAAAGACAUCCCUCAGGUAAGGAAGUUGCCCUCUCUCUCCCUUCCCCACCUUCCGUUGUUUCAGAGCUGCUACUUUUUCCUUCUUAAACCAAGAGCGGAGAUUCGUGGGGAGGGAUAGUUUUCCCCUCUGUAAUAAUGCGUCUUUGUCAAGUUGCCCGUUCUGAUGAUGACUUUUUACUGGCUCAAAUUUCAGUAUUAUUUUUUUUAAAAAAUGCAGGAAAGCUGUUAUUUGCCACAAGGAAGUAAAACGUGGGCUAGAGGUGUCGCAGAAGAGCUGGAUUAAGGUUUUUUUGUGGGUCUUUGCUGCAGCAGAGAUUGGACAGGUACCCACAUCUGAACUUUUUCAGGAAGGGAGCGUAUACUGAUAGUGAGCUGUGAAGCUCUAGGUCUUACUGGCAAAUUAAAAUUUAACAUCACGUGCUCCAAUAAGCUCUUAACUCGAAUGUGAAAUUGCUGAUCUUCUGACAAAAGUAUGUGGCUUGUUUCUACUUUGGGCGUUAGCACCUGAGAACUAGAAAGUGGCUAAUGUAGCAACAUUUUUUUUUAACAAAGAGGGAUGUAAGGGGGAAUCUAGGAAACUGUAGGCAGGUUAGCUUAUGUGUGAAUGAGUGUAAAGGAAAAUAUAAAAUAGAAUUAUCCAACAUAUAGAAGAAGAAAUCUUGCUGAAGAAAAAUCUGCAUAGUUUUUGCAAAUGUUAAGUCCUGUGUCUCACUAACCUUUUAGAAUUGUUUUAGAGUGUCAGCAGACAUAUGGAUAAGGGUGAACCAGUAGAUAUUGUGUACUUUCAAAAAGCUUUUGCCAGAGUCCCUCACCAAAGGCUCCUGAGUAAGCUUAGCAACCAUGAUACCAGAAAACAAGUAUCCUUAUUGACUACUAACUUCUUAAAGAACAACCAGCAGAGAGUUGGAACAAAUUGGCAGUUCUUAGACCAGAGGGAUGUAUGAAGUUGGGUUGUUGGCAUCUGUCUAUCUUGAGAAACAAUGGACUGUGCCUCUGGUGGUGAGAUCAAACCAUUGGAGAAUCACAGCACCUGCUGCAGCUGCAGAGACAGGUAGCUUGUAACUUGCUGCCUCCCAAUAUUGUUUUUGCUGCAUUAGCAGCACCGAAGUGGCCUCACUGGGGCACAAGCCUGGACACUGUGAAUGGAGGUCCUGGGCUGCCCACACUACAAGAUCCCCCCCUCUCAACCCAUCCUGGAAUGAUCUCUCCAGAAAGGCUUGGGAUUCUAUGAAAGGUGCACAUCAUGGGCACAUGGAAUACUAGGAUUUACUUCUCUGUGUUUGCAUUUCCAGAACUGAGACAUUGGAGAUUGCAGGGGUGUCAGCCAGAUUCAUAGGCCUUUGGUCUGAGUACAUCUGCUUUUUGCAGGCCACUGAAGAAUGUGUGGGCGAACAGCUGUUGUACUGGGAGCAGAUCGUAUCCGCCGUGCCUGUGAAUACCGUGAUAAUCAAGGAAAGAGAAGGUGUCCAGAAUGGAAAAAUGCUGACAAAUAUAGUCCAUCCUACAAUAAGAGCCCACAGUCUAAUAGCCCUGUGCUUCUCUCCCGACAACACUUUGAAAAGGUGAACCCCCCAAAUAUUAGAUUUGUGCUUAGCGUAACUUUCUGUUCAGCUACUUUUACAUGUAUAGGUGCUUUAUGUUAGCUUUGCGAGAUCAAAAUUUCACAAAUAAGGGGAACUGUGACUGUCUGCUCAGUGGAGCAUUUGUGUUCCAAAAUUAGAGACAUCUGUUAUAUUCUGUAAGUCUAAUCAUCUAGAAUAGAGAGCUUCUGAAGAAGCAGUCUUUCAGAGUAAGACACUUGUCACUCUUUGCUUUAUACGUGAGGCCAAAUUUUGACCAAUCCAUCUUUAUUUAAGACACAGAUGUGGAACUUGUGUUGCUGGACUCCAACUCCCAUCAGACCCAAGUAGCAUGGCCAGUGGUCAGGAAUCCUGGGAAUUUUCAUUCAACAAUGUAUAGAGAGCCACAGGUUUUCCCAUCCCUGAUUUAGGGCAUUAUGGUCAAUGUUGCCUUCGUCAAUGACUCCAGCAAUGAGGCAUGGUUGCAAUAAUAUUUAAUGUUCACUGUGUUUCCAGUAUUGCUGAGGGAAUGUUUCCGUGUUUCCAAGACUACCAAACCAUCUUUCAGCAAAAUACAGUUUUGGUAUAUCAGUGGGGAGAUGGUGUGAAGGUGUUGGAUUCAUAUGAGAUGUUAACUGCAGCAGCCCCCUAUAGAAACUUCCCACUAUCCAACAGUGUGUUGAGCUGGAUGUUCUCAGUAGCACUAGAUCCAGCUGACCCCCGUCAUGCCAUUUCAUCUUCAUAAGCUCUUGACUAGUGUUGAUAGCAGCCCUAGUAAAGGAGCCAAGACUGAAGUCUUUGUAUCCAGGCAUUGUGAUGGCAUCACACAGGUCUUUUGCAAUACAUAAAUCAUUUUCUUUUCCUUCUGCAUCACCCUAUUUUUUCAAAUAAAAGUUAGAUUUAAAAGUUUAAUAAAUAUGCUUACAUUCAUCUUUAUAUGUACAGUGGUACCUCAGGUUAUGUACAUAAUUCGUUCCGGAGGUCCAUACUUAACCUGAAAUUGUUCUUAACCUGAAGCACCACUUUAGCUAAUGGGGCCUCCCGCUGCUGCCGCGCCGCCGGAACACAAUUUCUGUUCUCAUCCUGAAGCAAAGUUCUUAACCUGAAGCACUAUUUCUGGGUUAGUGGAGUCUGUAACCUGAAGCAUAUGUAACCCGAGGUACCACUGUAAUACAAUCAUUAAAUAACAAUUCUGUAUACUGAGAAAUUACUAAUAAUUACAAAGCUUACAUUUCAUUUAACUCAAUCUGCAUAGGCCUUCAUAUGGAGGAUUGAGUUGUUAGUCUAACUGAGAGUGAUAGGAGAAAUGUAUGUUGGGAAGUGAGAGAUAGAAACCCUUCCAUCAGCCAGAGAUGAUUAUUUAUCUGUAAUGUAGCAUUAUAGUCUAAGCAGGCUUCUCUGCACUACCUUGUUUCCACAGGGUGCUAUAAUUGUGUGUGGUGGUGGUGGUUCUGUUUAAAAAACAAAUUCCUGCUCCAGCAAACAGACAAAUACAAUAUUGGAUUGGUGGUUAAUUAUAUUUUCUGAUUUGCAAUAAAGCUGAGUUCUCAAAUCUUGGAAGAUAAGCACUUGUUCUGACACGAUUUCACUCACAGUACAAGAGUAAAAAAGGAAAAAAGUGAAUUUUAAAAUAAUCUGUGUCUCAAAAUAGUAUAAAUGCACAAACCUGAAGCCCCCGCCCUGUCACCUUUUCAAACCAAAAAUUUGCAAUCCAUUUCCUCUUUCAUUUUCCUGCCUAGACAGGAAGCUGCCCUAAGUGCUUGUGGUUUAUUAGUUCUUUCUCAAAUGCACAUACCAAAGGUAUCUUGCCCUUGUUGGCCAGAGGAGCACAACAUCAUUGCCUUGUCUAGGCAGAAGAAGAGGGUGUAUAUGCAGGAGUGUCGGGUGGAUUUCAAAACAGCAGGGAGGUCAGCAAGUUGGAGGAGUGAAUGGGUGUCUGGAGUCCUCGUACACUGCUCUUCUACCACGGAUGUCAAUAAACAUUUGCUACACUGUAUUCCUUAACAAACUAGUUUCAGUGGUAUUUACCAUUAAGGAAAAGUUAUCAUACAUAUUGAUUCAAUAUUGAAUUAGAGCUUGUGCUGUAUUUUCUGAUGUUUACAUGUGUAUGCAUGCUUUAAAAUCUCAGACCAGUAAGACUAUUUUGGUAUUUGUUUUCAUUGAAACCAUUUUAAAAGUUGCCCUCGGGAUAACACCGAAACUGAAUUUGAAUAGAAACUGGCAAACAGAGAAAUGAAACCCGUUGGUCUGUUUCAAUUGUUUCAACUGAGAAAAAUGAAAGAAAUGACUCAUAAAAACCGGAAGGUACAUUGUGAAGAGGGUAAAAUAGCAGAUUUCAAAUUCUGACAGCACAAUCCUACACACGUUUUCUAAAAAUUAAAUCCCACGAUGUGUUCUACUUGCCUGUUUUCAAAUUGUAUUUUUUAACGUGGCUUGCCUGGCUAUAACUCAUGUCUAAUUUACCCUUGCAUUUUGUUGGUUCCUUCUGUAACUAUUGUAGUCAUAUAGUAGGGUCUCAUCACAACACAGAAUUAGAGCAAUGAAUCCCAGAGCUGUUAAAGUGAUAAUUAACUUGCUGCCUUCUUUUUAAAUAUAAAACUUGGUAUUUUUGUCAGUAACCGACUUGAUUAGAAUCACUUUGCUUAUAUAAUGAGAGACAAUGUAGAAAUCUAGUACACCCUUUCACCCCAAUCUACCUAGGAGGUAUAAGUGUAUAGAAGUUUGCAUCUCUAACUGGACAAAGAGCUGCUUGUGCAAACAGGCGCUCCACACACGUUUUCCAAAUCUGAACACCUGGGGCUGUGCACCCAGCCCAUUUUAGAAAGGUAAAAAUCCCUCCAGUUUGGAAAGGUGAAUUUAUCAACCAUUUUCUGCAUUCCAACAUGAUUUUUCAGCAGGAAUUUUGCUGUUUUCUGUGUUCACACUGUACACACUGAUUACUCUGAAUCUUCUUUCUGUGUUUUUGGAUGCUUCUCAAUAUUUCUUCCUGUUUCCACUUUAUUAAAGGAUGCCAACUCUUCUGAACGUGUCCUUGUAGCUAUGCGUUGGGGGCUGGUUCCAGCCUGGUUUAAGGAAGCUGACCCAUCUAAAAUGCAGUAUAACACUGCAAAUUGUCGGAGUGAUACCAUGAUGGAGAAACUUUCCUACAAGGUUAGUUUUUGUGUAGCCUUCCAUUUGAAAAUAAACUUCUUCUUUUUUUUGAAAGUCUGUCUCCUCCUGGCCAUGCUAUUUACGGUAUGUCUUUUGAGCUAUACACAAAAAGUGAAGCUUUUUCCUAGAGGUAUUCAUAACAGUUGCCUUGCCGCACCAAAUGUAAACAAUUCUGAACUGCAUGCUGUGAACACAGCAUCAUGAUUUUCCUGAAAGGGAAGAGCCCAGCAGGUGAUAGCAUUUCACAUGCUGUGCUUGACAGAGCAGCUUCAAGAUAACUGGCUGUUUGGUAUCUGUGCAGGUUCGAUUAGAGAAGAACAUAAGUAAUGUUGCUGGUAUGGGAGGCUUUGGGAAAUACAAUAGCAGAAGUGGAAGUCUAUGAAAACUCACUGGAAAAACAGUUUGUUCUGAAUACUGUCACCUCUUUCCAUUUGCAUCCCACCAACUUCAUACACACAAAUGGAGGGUCUCUAUUGGGGGGAGGGGGGAAGCAAAGGGUCAUGAAGAAGUAACAUGCAUUCGACUGAGGAAAUGAGAGAUCACACUGGAAAGUUAACCCUCCUUGUUUCUCUGUAACUCAUUUAUUCAUUCAUUCUGUCAGAUUUCUUACCCACCUUUCACCAAAAUGUCUCAAGGCAGGUAACAGUAUAAUCAUACUAUUAGAAAAACAGGUAAACAGUUCCAAACAAAAACAGCUCAGUAUAGAUUAAACAAAAUGGUGGGUCCUCAAAAACCAAAUAUCCUCACUAUCAAAGUCUAGAGUAAAGAGGUAUGUAUUCAGCAUAUAGUAAAAGCUACAUGAUAAAAAUGCUAGACACACCUCUGUGAGUUCCACAACAGAGAGGGGCCCACUUCUGACCACCUUUUCCUGCACUUUUGAAGGAUGGUGGAACUAUCAAGAGAGCCCCUUCUGCCAACCUUAACACCUGGGAGUCUUUUCCUCCAGCAGCACAAGUCAUCAUCUAACUGUGGAAGAGCCCCCUCAAGGGCAUGUUGCCAUCACACAGCAGUUUAGUCGAUGUUUAGGAGGGGAAACCUCAUUGUUCCUCUGACUUUGUAAAUCUCUCAUUUUCCAGCCUAUAAACACAUUCCAUACUUCAACACUUCCUUUUUAUUUCUGAGCACAGUAAAUGCCCUAAAAUAGCUAAACCCCUUGACUCAGUAUUAUGUAGAAGUUGGAAUAGGUCAUGGAUAAGCUUCUCUCAGAGCAUGCUAGACAGUGCCUUUUAGCACGUAGAUGGGUGUCUUUCUCUGGUCAUUAAGUAGCAUUCUCAAACACUUGUUCAUUAAUGUUGGAUUCGGGAUGCAGGCUUGAACCUUUUUUCAGUUCUCUGAAAUUGAUCAUGGUAUUGACCCAUCCCUGGAAGAAAUCAUUUGCUAGAGAGGCGUUGCAAGGCUGUCUUAUGUGAAAUGAUUUCACCAGUGAAAGUGCCUUAGCACUCAGGAAGUGUGAGUCGCAUUGGUGCUAGGAAUAGAAAAGCUUUCAUAUGAACGGUUGGUGCAUCAGACUCCUGAGAAAUUGGAGAAUUUGCACCAUGCAAAUACAAAUUUAAUUAACAACAACAGAAUGCGAGGUGGUAUGGUGCUUGUUGGCAGCAAGACUGUUUCUCCCCAGUUUCUCCACCUGCUUCACAGCUCCUUUUGAGAGCCUUUGAAUGCAGAUCAGCUAGCUUUGUUGCCAAAUUCUUCCGUUCCAAAACACAACACUGAACUGCCUCUUACUAUGUUGCUGUCACAGUCUGGGCUCUUAAGAGCAGAACUGAGCAAAGUGCACUGGACCCUUUCUUUUCCUCCAGUGACAUAGCCUUGCUGCAAUUGCACAUGCUCCCAACUUUUUGUGAGAAUUUUGUGUGAUGCUCCGAUAGUGUGAUUCCUGUCAGCUCUUCCAUCCUAAUUUCUCUGACUACUUCUCGGAACAGGAGCAUGGCAAACCUUGGGGAUUCCUCCCUGUUGCUCUCCUACCUUUUUCUAUGUUACAGGUGUGUGUUCCUCUUUUAAUAGGUGGCUUUGUCUUCAUAAAAAUUCAACUUUAGAAAUGUAUUACAUUCGAUCCUAAAAAUAAGAUUUGUCCUCAAAUCUUCAUGUAGAGGCACAAAUAAGACUCAUAAGACCUUGUGGGAAAGUGGCCUAAACUCUCAUCUACAUUUCUGGCAGGGAUGAGCAGAGGCUUGUGUAAGGAAGGCCACUUUAGGAUACAUCUCUGAGAUCAGUAAAAGCAUCUGUUAGGCUGAUAACGCGAGUUAAUUAGAAAGGUGUAACAGCUAGAACCAGAGUAGAGAAAAAUACAAAUAAGCACUCUAAAGGGAUGGUAAGGAUUCUUAAACAUGACUUGUAAGUGGAAAGCUCACAAACACUCAUUAAGGAGCAGAAUGAUAGGGGAAUUGUUCCUCACACUCCGUAUAUGUAGAAACCGUUGCAAUAGUAUCCCCAAAAAGCACCUGAGCUGCACCAGGAACUAGCACAAUUGUAGGACUGUUGCCAAUCACCACCAUUUUAGAAUCCCUGUUGUGUUAGGAAUGUCAUUGGGUCAAUAAGUGUAAAUGUAGUAAUUAAAUUUCUGUUUCCUUCCAAGGAUUGUAGUGAAAACAAAUGAGUCUGUCAAUUUUGUCAACAGCUCCAUGUGAAUUCACAUUUGCUCUGAAGAUCAUUUCUUUAGAAUCCUAUGUGAUACUAUUAAAGUUGUCCCAUCCCAAAUGUUUGUUUUUAACUAUUUGACGUUGCAUGAAUUACCGGUAAUAAAACUUGCUCCCCCUUCCCUACAUCUCUCUCUCUCUCUCUCUCUCUCUCUCUCUCUCUCUCUGAAAAGGGGCCUCUGUUAAAAGGCAAACGCUGUGUUGUGCUGGCUGAUGGCUACUACGAAUGGCAACAACAAAAUGGACAGAAGCAACCCUAUUUCAUUUAUUUCCCCCAGACCGAGGAUAAAAAGGUACAACAGCAAUACGUUCAUAUUUAAUGCUGAAGUGCUCAUUGGCUCUUUCAUUUUCAUUUAGUUUCCCUGGAACUCUUAACUUGCUUCAGAAGGUUUUGGCUUUAUUAUUUUGGUCAGACUGCCUUUCCCCAUGAAGCAAGGCCACCUGAGGGUAGCUGUUGCUGAAGGUCAUACAUUUCUGUUCUCCUUUGGCCAUGCUGAAAGUUCAGCAUAACAGUAUGUCGGAAUUGUUCAUCUUUUAUACAUGUAAUUUUUAUUAUUUCAUUUCUGAAUCUCUUCCCAUGAGGCAUCCUGAAGCAAUUUACAAUAUUUAAAGUGUUUUUGCAUUGCCGUUCAAUUCAAAAUUCCCAGGACAGUUUAAAAUAACUGAAUUCUUUUAGUUACUAAAAGAGUACAAUAGAAUGCUAAAAGCAAUUGCAGCAAAGUGCAGAAUACAUCACAGGUUAAACCCAUAGGGAGAAAUGGGUAUUUGCCUUGCACCUAAAAAUAAACAAAAAAGGCAAACCUCCCUAACGUGAGAAUAGUCACCCAGAGGCAGAUUUAGGCGUGUGACCAAUUCAUUUGCACUGGGCAUGGAGUCUCAGGGUUGCCGCAACUUUGAUGUAGAAUGGAAGGGGGGAGGCACUGAAUUUUGGCAUUGCACAGGGUGCUGCUGAAAUCUGAAACCCCAAGAUCUGCCCCUAUAGCCACACAACUCACUACAGAUCAUGAAGGGAACCAGAAGAAGACCUCUGAGAAGAUACUGGCAGGUUGAGGUGGGAAAUGUGUACUUAAGUAGCCAGGUCCCAAGCUAUGCAAGGGUUUAAAGGUAAGCACCAUCAGUUUGAAUUGUGUGCAGAAAUAGACCAGAAUCCAGUGGAUCUCUUUAAGAACUAAUGAGUAGUGAUUACAAUUCCUGGUUCCCAGUUAGUAGCCAGGCUGCUUUGUUGUGAACGAAAAGCAGUCCUGAGAGUCUUCAAACACAGCUGCAUGUACAACAUGAUACUGUAGUAAAAGGUUACCAGGCCAUGGAUAAGUGCAGAAAGUUUGUUUUAUUCCAAAGGGGUGCAGCUAGUGUACCAGCUUCAGUGGAUGAGCAGGCUCCAUGCUGUUGCGACCACUUUAUCCUCUAGUACAGGGGUAGCAAAUGAGGUGUCCUGCAGAUGUUUUUGGACUCCAACUCCUAUCAACGCCAGCAUUGCCAGUGGUCAGGGCUGAUGGGAAUUAUAAUUUAGUAAAAUAUGGAGGGCACCACACUGGCUACUCUGCUCUGGUGACAUAGCUAGAGCAAUGGACAUUUCUAACUAGAUCAAAGCAUGUUGGGAGCUGACUAGAACACAAGUGGCAGAAGUCUCUAGGGAAAUGUCACUGAAAGUACUCCCGUUAUUGAGCUUACUCUGGUUGAGCGUAGGAAAUACUUCUCUGCACCUUUGAAUCCUUGGGGUCCUAUCUAGAAGAGCUUUUCUGAGUGGCUUAGUGUCUAUUCCAGCUUGGCCCACUGGGCGAUGUUAGUGACAUGUUUGUUAAGCACUUGUUAAGGAUGAUGUUUCUCAUAUCUGCCUCAGCCUAGAUUCUACUGAUUCAGCAGUUCAGUCUAUUGAUGUGUCCAGAGCACCAUCUAGUCUUGGGUUAAAGAAUCAAUUUCACAUAUUGAAGUCUGAGGACUUGGAGAAAAGCAGCCUAUCAGUGUUUUCUCAGCUUGUGGCCUUAGCUUAUUACAUCUAGUAGGAGAGGGAUAAUCUGGGUCUAGAAAGUAAUAAAAUUGCUUGUUAUAAAGAGUCCCGUCUGCCUUGAAGGAGGUAGUUGUGAUGCCAUUCUUAAAGGAACCCUUCUUGGACUCCAAUAACUGCAGUAACUAUUAGCCAUUUGCAAAGAUGCUUAUGAAGUGUUGCAAUGCAACUCCCGACAAUAUGGGAUGAAAAAGACCCUGUGGAUCAAUGAAUGGUUUUGGCGCAGAAACAAUUUUGGAUAACAUUCACUGGGAGAAGGACAUGCCCACUGAGAUUCUUCUGUAUAUCUCAGCAGCUUUCAGUACUAUGGACCAUACUAUUAUUCUUGAUUCGUCUUCUGAGUCGGGGGCACAGUGUUUCUGUCAGGGUCAGCCCACUCAUUAAGUAAUGUGAAGCAGCCACCUCGGGCAACAGAAACCCCCGAGCUGAUGCAUGACCUGCCUCUAUCGCUGGUGGAAAAGCAGCCCCAGCAUCAGCACUGAUUUCCCACAAGAUCUUGUGAGAUUUCAUCUUGCCAUAAAUUGGCACAGAUACUGGCACAGCUACUGGCACAGCUUCUUCAGUGGUAGAGGCACUGAAGAUGUGUGGCGCAGGGACAGGUGGCAUGGCACUUCCUGCUUUGCCUCAAGUGGCGAAACAGGGCUUGCUGCCCCCGGUUUCCGUGGUUCUGCUUGUAGCUGAAGUGCCAGUUCUAGGACUUCUGAGCAGCAAAAUGGCACCUAUGCUGUGGCGUCCUGCUGGGCUAUUGUAAACACACAACUUAUGCUCAACACUAGUGUCUUUUUUACAUCAAAUGAGAGUGAAAUCAUGGACAUGUUGAAUUGCUGCCUGGAGGCAGUGAUAGUCCUUAUGAGGCUGAUGGUCCCAAUGAGGGCUAACAAAUUGAAACUUAAUCCUGAGAAGAUGGUAGUAUUGUUGAUGGGUGGUUCAUCUAUCCGGGGAGGUGUAUUCAACCUUCUCUGGAAGGGGUUGUGCAUUUGAAAUAUUUAUGUUUUUUUAAAACACGAUUCCUUAAUUUUGCAGCUCAGCAAACCAGAUAUGGAAGGUGAGGAUGAAGAUUCAAAGGACAGGAAGUUACUCACCAUGGCUGGUAUUUUUGAUUGUUGGGAGCCCCUUGAUGGAGGAGAAACAUUGUACAGCUAUACCAUCAUCACAGUAAAUGCUUCAAAAGAUCUAAGUUCCAUCCAUCACAGGCAAGGGAGAAUAGCUCAAUAAGUGUUUGGUGAAAAUCAUAUUGUACAGUGGAACUAGUUGAGAAUAAGGCUGCUUAAGUCUCAAUUCCCAUCACUUCUGUGUACCAACUAGUGUGGCAUAUGAUUUUUAUAUUAUAUAUAAAAAAUAAUCACACCUCUCUCUAUAUAUAAUGUAUAACUUUUAAAGGAAGGUCAGAGAAAUACCCCCCCAAAAAAACAAACAAACUCCUUUGUCCUCUUAGAGAAGAGGAUCUGAAUAGAAGUUACUUGUUCUGAGUUUUGGCUCAUAAAGAAUUAUGUUUAUACUAUAUUUUGUGGUUGUCAUUUGAAUUAUUCCAAAACGGUUACCUGGCAUCGUCAUUCAGACCCCUUGAAAAAUAGGGCCUCUUUUGAAUGAUUGUGCUGCAAAUUCAUGCAGAUCUUAGUUGCUGAAUUUUCCUUCCUUUAUCUCCAUCUAAUAUUAGGAAUCUGAUUCUUAUUGAUGCUUCAACUGUGGUGUGUCGUCGUCCCCCAACCAUAACAUGCUGUAUACUAAUUUGGGUUAUUCUGUUCACUGAGAUCUGUAUUGUUUAACUUGUUUAGAAUGCCAGCUGUCUUGGAUGGGGAUGAGGCAAUCAGAAAAUGGCUGGAUUUUGCAGAAGUACCCACACAAGAAGCUGUUAAGCUUAUCCAACCCACAGAAAACCUUGCUUUCCACCCAGUCUCAACCAUAGUGAACAAUUCCAGAAAUAAUACACCAGAAUGCAUUGUACCCAUUGAACUGGAGAUCAAGAAGGUAAGAUUUGGGAUUUUAAGGUUUGGGAAAAUAGGUAGGGUUAUUAUUCUCACGUCAUAUUUAACUUCAACUAGGGCUGCAUUCACACCAUACACUUAAAGCACCAUGAUACCAAUCCAAUCCAAAUCACUUUAUUGUACUAGCCAUUGGCCAUGACAGAGCUGAAUGAAAAAUAAAUACAAGCUAACAGGGUGUCGCACCACACUAUGAUACCACUUUCAACAGUCAUGGCUACCCUUAAAGAAUUAUGGAAACAAUAGUUUGAUAAGGAUGCUGAGAGUUCUUCCCCUCACAGAGCUACAAUUCUCAGAGUUGCCUAGGAAGAGGAAUUGAUUGUUAAAACACUCUGGGUAUGGCUCAGGGAGGAGAAAUAGGGAUCAAAUAACAGCUCUCAGCACCCUUAACAGACUACAGCUACCAAAAUCCUUUAUGGGAAGCAGAUUGUUUAAAGUAGUAUCACAGUGCUUUAAAGGGGUGCUCCAAAAACCAUGAUGGUAAUAGGUAGAUUCUCUAAACUACUCUCAUCAUUCCUAAUCAACCUUUAGUUCAUGAUAGUGGUAUACUUUUCUAAUGGUCCUUGUUCUCUGUCUCCUAGGAUACCAAAGUCAGUGCAAGUAGCAAAAUAAUGAUGAACUGGUUAAAAAAUAAAUCUCCCAAGAAAGAAGAUGAUUGCGACGGCUUACCAAGAUGGUCCAGCCAGUUUAUCCAAACCACACCACCUAAAAAGACCAGUUCAAGCUUAAUACACCAGUGGCUCAAGAAGGAAGAUGGAGAACCUUCUGCAAAGCAUCCCAAAAUUCAGUGACUUAUUGUUACUUGCACUUUAUUCUUAAAACACAUUUGGCAGUUUCUACUGAUUUGAAUUUGUGGAGUGGGAUUGCAAAUAUUCUGACUAUGUGGGCCUUGACAUUUAACACUUUUUCUUGUCUGUAGUACAAACUGGGGUGUGCAUUUUAUGUACAGUGUUGCUAUUCCCCUGCCAACCUUGGGAGAGCAAUUGUACUUCAAAUAUGUGAGACUCUUAAUAUAUUUCUCCUCCUAGGAGAGAAACAAAGAUUCUGUAAGGCAUGUUUCUUGUCCUGGUGUCCAUCCAGUACACUUAUUGGAUUCUUUGGCGAGAACAGACCACCGUUACAACUAAGAUCUCCUGUUGCAAAAAUAAAAAUAACUGUGUUCUUAAAGCAUUAUAAAUAUCUUCAUGUUCAUCUUAUGUGGCGUGGGGUGUCUCCUUCACAUACUUUGUAAGUAUGAGCUGUAUUAGUGGGAAACUGCUGUGGUGGUAUGUCUGUAGCUACUGUUUUAAUUAUAACUGCCCAAAUUUGUGAUGAGAAAAUGAAUAGCAAAAAUUCAGUACACUGGCAUUGUAGAAGGAAUGAGAGUUUGGGCCUAUUUUUCUGACAUCAGACUUACUCAUAGUCGGAAUUGUACAUGUUUUCAUGUUUUAAGCAAGGUUGCCUGUUUCAACAAUAAGAGAUACUUCUUUUCGUUUAGUUUCUGGCUAGCAGUGUUCUUGGCAUAUCAAAGGAUUAUUUUGUAACCUCUCUUUUUAGUACCAUUGAGCUGCUCUGGUACUCUGCUGUGUUGAACAACACCUGCUAAAAAUUGAUCUUCUAAAAGGGACAAAGCACAUGCUGUGAUGUUUGUGGUCUUAAGUUUUGAAUAAGCAGGUGCAAAUCUUACUAAAGCUCACUAUUUGAGCACAGUUUAGCAGAAGCCAGGCUCUCUGGAAAAACAUUCAUUGCUUUUAUUUAAAUAAUGGUUGUAAAAAAUAAAAUGCGUUUCUAUCUCGUUAUUUUUUG
Molecule: messenger RNA, 13400 nt
Organism: Podarcis lilfordi (Lilford's wall lizard)
Lineage: Eukaryota; Metazoa; Chordata; Lepidosauria; Squamata; Lacertidae
Source: the annotation of a GenBank genome assembly